AAGCCCAAAUCUCCACUAUAUACCAACCACCUCCCCUCCGCCAUUGAAUUCCCAUUCAUCAUAUUUUUCAAGGAAGGGGAAGAAAGAAACACAAGAAAUACGGCAUCUGAUUUUCAGUUAUUAUUAUAACAAAUCAAUCAAAACUAAUUUGUAUUAUUUUGGUCUCCUUAUUUUCCCUUGUUUUGUUUUCCAAUCUUCCUUCCUUGUUAUAUGAUCUGUCUGGGAAUCAAAGAAUUCUUCAUCGUUAAUAAUAAUAAUAAUUUUAAUAAUAAUAAUAAUAAUCGGAGGGUGAAAUCGUCAAACCCUAUAUUUCAAUCCAAGAAAACCCCAUCAUCAUCGUCAUCAUCGCGUGUAUAUUGUUGUUCAAAUAAAAGUUUUUUUGCAAUUUGGAUGGCGAAAAGUGAGGCCGCCGGAGAAAUAAUGCUAACAUCCGGAGCAAGUGGGCGCGUAACAGCGCUCCUCUCCGUGCACGUGUUGAAGAGCUUCUUGAUGCUCGUUAACGCAUUCUUUCUGUUGCUAUUUUUCCCAUUUCGGGGACGGAGGCGAUGCCAUUCUCCGCCGCCGGAGAAGGGUGUGAAGGAGGAGACUGGUGGUGGUGUUAAUAAUCGACCGAUGAUGAGAGUGCCGGCGACGAUUGUUCCGUGGAAGAGUAGCGUGUCGGCUGCUGCGGUGGUGGUGGACCAUGAUGUGGCGGCGCGUAGGGCGCUUGCGAUUCGGAAAGUGACGGACGGUGGGGAGUAUUCCCGGCGGGAUUAUUCGCUUUUUGUGACGCCUAGAGGGGAGACCAUGUUUACCCAAUCGUGGACCCCAGUUUCGGUUAAAACUAGGGCGCUGGUGGUAUUAUUGCACGGACUCAAUGAACACAGUGGCAGGUAUGAUGAAUUUGCAAAGCAGCUGAACACACAUGGAUAUAAAGUUUACGGAAUGGAUUGGGUUGGACAUGGUGGUAGUGAUGGGCUUCAUGCGUAUGUGCACUCUCUUGAUGAUGCUAUCAUUGAUACGAAAGCAUUUAUACUGCACGUGUUGGCUGAAAAUCCAGGGCUUCCCUGUUUUUGCUUUGGGCACUCUACCGGUGGAGCCAUCAUUCUUAAGGCUGCACUUGACCCGAAAGUCGAAAAGUCAAUAGCUGGUGUUGUGUUGACAUCCCCUGCAGUUGGAGUCCAGCCAUCUCAUCCAAUCUUUUUGGUACUUGCACCAGUUUUCUCCUUCUUGUUGCCAAAGUUCCAAUUCAGUGCUGCAAACAAGAAGGGUGCCAUAGUUUCUCGCGAUCCAGCAGCGCUAGUCGCUAAAUACUCCGAUCCAUUGGUUUACACAGGAUCAAUCAGGGUCAGAACUGGUCACGAGAUUCUAAAGAUCACAUCUUAUUUGCAGCAAAACACCCGCAAACUAAAAGUACCGUUUUUUGUUCUUCAUGGGGCAGCCGACACCGUGACCGACCCAGAUGCAUCUUUGAAGCUAUACAAAGAAGCGUCAUCAGAAGACAAAAGCAUUAAGCUAAUCCCGGGGUGUCUGCAUGAUUUGCUGUUUGAACCUGAGCGGGAAGAGAUUAAGCGGGAUAUUAUAGAGUGGUUAGAUAACAGAGUGUGAGUAUGUUGAUGCUCUGUUUGUGUGUUGUGCAACUGUAAUAAGAAAUGUGUGUAGUGAUUAGAAAUAUUUGGGCUACAAUUGAUGUGCAAUGAGUUGAUGAUUUCUGGGAAAAAUGGUUCCAUGUGAUUGUCAUUUGACUGUCUUGUAGAUGUAUUUUGUACAGAUUUAACUAUGAAUCAUUUAACAUUUCUGUUAA
Molecule: messenger RNA, 1783 nt
Organism: Helianthus annuus (common sunflower)
Lineage: Eukaryota; Viridiplantae; Streptophyta; Magnoliopsida; Asterales; Asteraceae
Product: monoacylglycerol lipase
Exons: 7
Coding region: 211-1587 (458 amino acids)
Cellular component (GO): membrane
Molecular function (GO): lipase activity
Source: RefSeq, a predicted model, not a curated record